This is a messenger RNA of Solea senegalensis (Senegalese sole), 2488 nucleotides long. RefSeq names its product eosinophil peroxidase-like. NCBI's taxonomy places the organism in Eukaryota, Metazoa, Chordata, Actinopteri, Pleuronectiformes, Soleidae. Gene Ontology annotation, molecular function: peroxidase activity; heme binding. The coding region runs from base 25 to 2253 and encodes 742 amino acids. Gene Ontology annotation, biological process: response to oxidative stress. The transcript has 14 exons. The record is from RefSeq and is a predicted model, not a curated record.
UUACACCUGUAUUCACGUGAGAGGAUGAGCACUUCGCUGUUUCUGCUGAUGAUGACCGCGGGGCUGGAUCUGAGCACGCGCUGCCUCGCGGACGCAGAAUCCCGUUUGAAUGUGCGUGACAUUGAGGCUGCUGUGUUGGCAGCGAAGGCCGCUGUGGAUGACGCUUACAAGUUCUCCAGACAUGAGAGUCUUGCCCGCGUGAGGAGGAAUGCGGUGAACCCCUCCAAUGUCAUGCGGCUCGUAAAGCAGCCCAUUGGAGCGUCCAGAACCGCGGUCCGAGCCGCAGACUACAUGCACGUGGCUGUGAAGCUGUUCAGGGACUCGUUGAAACGACGCCACAAGCGCUCCAUCAACGCCACAGACCUCAUUUCUGAGGAGCAUCUGCAGGUCAUCGCCGAUCUGACAGGCUGCACUCCCAGACAUCGUGCCCCUUCUUGCAAGAUGACUCCUGGUAUGGAGGAGUAUCGCACUGCAAGCGGCGCCUGCAACAACAGAAAAAACACUAGGUGGGGCUCUGCCAACACUCCUUUCGCCCGCUGGCUCCCUGCUGAGUAUCAGGAUAAAAUCUCUCUGCCCAAAGGUUGGGAUCCUACCAUGAAAGUCAACUGCCACCGUCUUCCAAUGGUACGGGAAGUGUCCAACCGUAUUAUGAAAACCGCUUCUGUGGAGAGUGACCCACUCUACACUCAGAUGGUGUCGGUCUUCGGUCAGUGGGUCGACCACGACAUUACCCUGACGCCUCAGUCUCCUGUCAUCCGCUCGUUCAGUAACGGUAUUAACUGCGACAGCAGCUGCGAAUGCACCGAGCCUUGUUUUCCCAUCAAGAUUCCCUGGGAUGACCCCCGCUACCAUGAAAACUCAGAAGAGUGCAUGGCCUUCUUCCGCUCGGCAGCAGCUUGUGGAUCCGGCAACACGGGACACUUCUUCGGGGACAGCACCAUCCGUCAGCAGAUGAACGCCGUCACCUCUUUCAUCGAUGCAAGCCAGGUGUACGGUUCCGAUGACCUCAAAACUCGCUUCCUCCGCAACAUGACCAAAGACCAGGGCCUUUUGAAGCACAACAGAGUGUACAAAGACAACGGCCGUGAGCACCUGCCCUUCCUUGGGAUGACCACCAACAUGUGCGCCACGCGAGGCCGCAUCAUGAAUGACCCCAACCUUGAGGAGGUGCCCUGCUUCCUGGUUGGUGAUCAGCGUGGCAGUGAGAACAUUGGUCUGGUCACUAUACACUCUCUGAUGUCGCGUGAACACAACCGCCUGGUACACGCCCUCGCUAAACUCAAUCCUCACUGGAAAGGAGAGAGACUCUACCAUGAGGCCCGCAAAAUCAUGGGAGCAUACUUCCAGAUUCUCACCUUCAGGGACUACUUGCCCCUGAUUGUUGGUUCGGACAUGUUUAACAAGCUGCUGUCCACUUAUCCUGGUUAUGAUGAAAACGUGGACCCCAGCAUCGCCAAUGUGUUCGCCACAGCUGCCUUCCGAUUUGGCCACACGACAUUUCAACCCUUCAUGUUCCGCCUUGACGAGGAAUACAAGGAGCACAAAGAUUACCCCAGCCCACCACUGCACAAGUCCUUAUUCACACCAUGGAGGAUCAUCUUUGAAGGUGGUGUGGACCCAGUCCUGAGGGGGCUGGUGGGUCGCCAGGCCAAGCUGAACUCACAGGACCACAUGAUGUCUGAUGAGAUGAGGGAGAAGUUGUUUAAAUUCUCCUCCAAGUUGGCACAAGAUCUGUCUUCUCUCAACAUGCAGAGAGGCAGAGACCAUGGACUUCCAGGCUACAACGAUUGGCGACGGUUCUGCGACCUCUCGCCGGCAAAAGAUCUGGCAGAGCUGACAAGUGUCAUGCAAAAUGCCGAUCUGGCGGUGGAACUUCUGGAUCUGUACGGCACACCCGACAACAUCGACUUGUGGCUGGGUGGCAUCAUCGAGCCGUUUGUCCCUGGGGGUAGAGUGGGACCACUUUUUGCCUGCCUUAUUGCCACUCAGUUCCAGAGGAUCCGCCAGGGAGACAGACUUUGGUGGGAGAAUGAGGGAGUGUUUACGAAGGCCCAGAAGAAGUCCCUGAAGGACACGUCGCUCUCUCGCAUCAUCUGCGACAACACCGGGAUCACCGACGUACCCACAAACCCCUUCCUGUACAAACCUCGAGGCUCGGGUUACACCGAGUGCACGGACAUCCCUGCAUUUGAUCUCAGCCCCUGGGAGGAGAUAAGGAAAGGCUCGAGAGAAGACCGACCAUCAACGUGUUAAUUCUGCUCACUGCUGUAAAAACCAAGGACUGUUGAAGUAAAAACCAUCAUCUGAACGUAUGAUGGUUCUAUUAUUACAGCAUAGAAUAAUGUGAAUGGUUGAAUUAUUAUUAUUUUACCCCAAAUAGGGAUUUUGUGUUAACACAUAGAAAAAACAAUUAUAGGAUGAUUUUAUUAACAGGGACAUAUUAUGUUAUUUUUAGUGGUGGGACUUGAUUUAAAAAUGUUUUAAUUAA